Molecule: messenger RNA, 778 nt
Organism: Leptomonas pyrrhocoris
Lineage: Eukaryota; Euglenozoa; Kinetoplastea; Trypanosomatida; Trypanosomatidae
Exons: 1
Coding region: 107-778 (223 amino acids)
Source: RefSeq, a predicted model, not a curated record
AGGACACUUCAUAUCGUUAAGAGUGGGUUUCUCGUAACCCAACAACAGUAACAACAGAAGACAACGCGACACGUAAGGUCAUAAGUCGCUUUCAUUAUUCUUAAAGAUGAGCAGCUUGGAGAAUGCAAAACCCGAGGAUGCGUCGAACAGUGUUCAAAAGAGUACAACGACUGUAUCGUCGGAGAAGGUCAGCACGCCGCCUGGACUGAUGUGGACGCGCGCGGGUAUCAUCGCACUUGUGUCUGUGGUCUCGUGGAUUACGAUUAGCUACUGCUCCAACGUCUACUUUGACCGCGAUUCGGCCUUUCACGACGCUCUCAAGUGCACAGAAGGGGUGCUGAACGAGCAUGUCGAUCAAUUCUGGCUGCUGAAUGGCACUCUGCUGGGUUCUACUCGUAUUGGUCGUCUCGUACUCUGGGACGCGGACUUGGACAUUGGCGUACUGGUGCCAACGCCGAGCGACUUUGACAAGGCAUCAAGCGCUCUUGACGCUGAGUGCUUUGGACACAAAUCGGUGAUUAAGCACGGUACGUACAAUCCAUCACUGCGUGUGUGGCGGAAAUGCACGCCACGCAUCUGUGCCGAGUUUGUUGAAACUACCUUGGUGGACGGCACCGCGAGGACGGGGGAGGGGGAGUCGGAGGAGUCUUUCUUAUUUCCUCUCCAGUCGUGUACUGUUUCAGGCGUCGAGGCACACUGCCCGAAGAAUUUCAGCUUCUACCUCGCGCAAGCCUUCGGCCAAGAUUGGCUGACGACGCCGCUUACCAAGUUGUUUUGA